GAUCGAAGCUAAUUAAAAGUUUUUGCUCCGCAAAAACACCAAACAAUUUUACACAACCUCAACCGAUCGAUUCAGAAAAAUUUAAUUCGCUUUCAAAAAAUAAAAAAAAACUUGUCUUAAAAAAUUCUUUACAUCAUUCCAUAACUCUUUCUCAAUUUUCUUCUUUCUAUUCAUCACAAUAUGGUCAAGAUCGUUGGAAAAAUCUUUUUCAAUCUUUACAAAAUCCUACAAGAUAUUGCGCACUUGUCAACAAAUUCACCUCUCCUAGGCACAUUCAAUCACUUUUAUCAACCACUCCUAACCUUGAACAAGUUUCAUUCCUUGAUUUGCCUUGCUAUGUUUCUUCCGAAAGGUUUAAACAACCUGAAAAGGAUGAAAAUGGGAUACUAAAUUAUUAUUU
Molecule: messenger RNA, 400 nt
Organism: Dentiscutata heterogama
Lineage: Eukaryota; Fungi; Glomeromycota; Glomeromycetes; Diversisporales; Gigasporaceae
Source: the annotation of a GenBank genome assembly